Messenger RNA from Dermacentor silvarum, 886 nucleotides. RefSeq names its product glutathione S-transferase omega-1-like. The record is from RefSeq and is a predicted model, not a curated record. Gene Ontology annotation, molecular function: glutathione dehydrogenase (ascorbate) activity; glutathione transferase activity. The transcript is spliced from 5 exons. Gene Ontology annotation, biological process: glutathione metabolic process. NCBI's taxonomy places the organism in Eukaryota, Metazoa, Arthropoda, Arachnida, Ixodida, Ixodidae. Gene Ontology annotation, cellular component: cytoplasm. Bases 242 to 886 code for a protein of 214 amino acids.
CGAGAUUGGCAACGUCACGUAACUAACGGGGACUAGGGCAGGCCGUCGUCUGUCUGCUGGCUCGCUGCCAUACGCAUAGUGUUGCUCUGCUGCAUUCCGUUACCUACUUUUAUAGAUUCUCAUCUGGUGCACCAGCUGGAACGUUACGUACUUACAUUUCAUUCAACAGCUGUUGACGACUAGUCGUUCUUACUUUACGGUCAAACUGAAGUGGCUGCACGGCAUAUUCAGUACCGCCAGCAUGUCUCUGAAAGCUUAUAAAGCAGGUAUGCCAUGCCCCCCUCUAGUACCGGGAAAGCUCCGCAUCUACAGCAUGCGCUUCUGCCCAUUCUGUCACAGAGCCCUCCUCGUGAUUCAUGCGAAGAAUAUCGACCAUGAAGUUGUUAAUAUCAACCUCAAGGACAAGCCUGAAUGGCAUUUCAAGUUAAAUCCUGCCGGCAAGGUUCCAAUACUCCAGCAAGAUGACAAGUUAAUCUGUGAAUCGCUGAUUGUGUCCGAGUACUUGGACGAUGCCUAUGGAAAGGCAAAGCUUCUGCCAGCUGACCCCUAUCUGAAAGCGAGGGAGAAGAUGUUUAUUGAAAUUGGCUCUGCGGCUUUGAUGCCAGUGCUGAAGAUACACCACAACAAGGACAACAGAGUUGAGCUGUGGAAAGAGUUCAAGGAAAAGGUACGCGCUUAUGAAGAGGAACUGUCUGCCAGAAAGACUCUCUACAUUUCUGGUGACAAACCUGGCUUUGCGGACUACAUGGUUUGGCCUUUCUUCCCUCGAGUGCAAGCAUUCGCAACCAUCUUUCCUGAGCUGAAGCCUCCAACGGCUGAAGAGUUUCCUUGUCUUCAUAAGUGGAUCGAAGCUAUGAAGAAAGACAAGGCAGUUGCGCCACUUUGA